This is a messenger RNA of Diaporthe citri, 1095 nucleotides long. RefSeq lists its product as uncharacterized. Bases 1 to 1095 code for a protein of 364 amino acids. Lineage: Eukaryota; Fungi; Ascomycota; Sordariomycetes; Diaporthales; Diaporthaceae. The record is from RefSeq and is a predicted model, not a curated record. The transcript is spliced from 2 exons.
AUGUCAGCAGUUGAGCUCAAAAGAGGUCCCGGCCGACCAAAGGGUUCCAGAGUAGUGAAGAACCGUGCGCCAGUUCGCCGCUCGAUGCGUGAAACCACCGCAUCAACAAGCCCGGAAGAUGAAGGUCAAGCUGAUGGCCACGAAAAUGACAUGUAUGAAUAUACCCAUAAGCUUCCAUCACGGGAGAACCUUCCCAUUCCACUCCUGCAAUGGACCGCUAAGUCCCACCAAAGUCAUGCACCUCCAGCCUCGGACACUUCAUCCGCCGAAGAUGCUUCUUGGCAGGUCGAGCGCCAGAUAUUGCUAGACGAAAUCGAAGAUCUUAAUAACAAGUACUCAGCUAUAGAGAAGGAAUUGAGACAGGACAAGCGUCAAUCAGACCGGAAAAUCUCGGACUUGCAGGAGAUUUUGACGCACACUCGGAACGAAAGUACCAGACGAAUCGAGGAAGUUACCAGGGCCAGCGAGGACAAAAUCGAGGAACUGUCGAUGACGAACGGGCGGCUGAUACAGCGAGCCAACGAAGCGAAGGAGAGAGAAGCCGAGCUGGAGCAGCGAAUCGAUGUCUUGCUGAGUGGGCAGCCAGGGCCUCUGGCAGCGGGGCCUUCCAGUAGAACUAACCCAGCUCCGUCGUCGAGCAGGCCACAACCGUCUGCCUCGUUCAACCUCGUCGAUUCCUCUGCCGAAGAUGAAACGGCGAGCCCACGGCGCUGGCAACAGGCAUCCGGUGCCAAGAGGACAGAACGCAACAGGAGGGAGCCACAGAAGCGGACUCCAUGGAGUGACCAUGAUACGGUGACACUGCUCGAGUUGACCGCGAGCCACGGAGCGCAGUAUUCAAAACUUGAGAAAAUCUGGACAACACAUCUCCCAAAUCGUCAUCCGCGAGACCAGAAGCAAAUCAAAGACAAGGCGCGGAACUUGAAGGUCUUUUAUCUCAAGAAUAAUAGACCACUGCCCCCGGGAUUCGACGAAAUCAGAAUCGACGCCAAGGGAAGAGCACAGAUCAAAGAUGCAGGUUACAAUCCUGAUAGGAUGGAGAAUGAUAUAGAUGAAAAUGGACGGUUGUUUAACACGUACCCCGAUGAAGAGUAG